Messenger RNA from Meriones unguiculatus (Mongolian gerbil), 2285 nucleotides. It is a transcript of the gene Mmd2, whose product is annotated as monocyte to macrophage differentiation associated 2. The coding region runs from base 194 to 1009 and encodes 271 amino acids. The transcript is spliced from 7 exons. Gene Ontology annotation, molecular function: pore-forming activity. Lineage: Eukaryota; Metazoa; Chordata; Mammalia; Rodentia; Muridae. Gene Ontology annotation, cellular component: membrane. The record is from RefSeq and is a predicted model, not a curated record.
CCAUCUGCUCGGGAUUUGUGAUUCUGAGACUCCAGGCUGGGGGCUCGGGGCUCCGGGAGGCAACGGAUCAGGUCUGCUCAGGGCCCUGGAGCGGCCGAGGAUCCGACGCCCUUCCAACCUGCUGCGCCUCCCGCGGAGGCUCCCGGUGUUCCCGCGUCCCGGCCCCGGGCCGGGCGCUGAUGGAACCGCAGCGAUGUUCGCUCUGGCCAGGCUGCUGGAUUUCCAGAAAACCAAAUACGCGAGGUUUAUGAACGACCGAGUCCCGGCGCACAAGAGGUACCAGCCCACUGAAUACGAACACGCAGCCAACUGUGCCACCCACGCUUUCUGGAUCAUCCCCAGCAUCCUUGGCAGCUCCAACCUCUACUUCCUGUCCGACGACGACUGGGAGAGCAUAUCCGCCUGGAUUUACGGCCUUGGCCUCUGUGGCCUCUUUGUGGUAUCCACCGUGUUCCACACAGUCUCUUGGAAGAAGAGCCAUCUCAGGUCGGUAGAACACUGCCUACACAUGAUCGACAGGAUGGCCAUCUACUUCUUCAUCGCGGCCUCCUACGCGCCCUGGCUGAACCUUCGGGAGUUGGGCCCCUGGGCCUCCCACAUGCGCUGGCUGGUCUGGAUUAUGGCCUCCAUUGGUACUGUCUAUGUCUUUUUCUUCCACGAACGUGUGCUGUCUUCGGUGUGUGCCCCGCCCCUCCCUGAGGGCGUGUCCCGAGACCGCGUGACCUGUCUCCCCAGGUACAAGCUCGUGGAGCUGCUGUGCUAUGUGGUGAUGGGUUUCUUCCCUGCGCUGGUCAUCCUCUCCAUGCCCAACACUGAAGGCAUCUGGGAGCUGAUGACAGGAGGGGUUUUCUACUGCCUGGGCAUGGUGUUCUUCAAGAGUGACGGGAGGAUCCCCUUUGCCCAUGCCAUCUGGCAUCUCUUUGUGGCAUUUGGUGCUGGUACCCACUACUAUGCCAUAUGGAGGUACCUCUACCUGCCCAGCACUCUACAGACCAAGGUGUCCAAAUGAGGCAGCCCAGAUGCUAUGGGUCAUUUGGACUUUGGGGUCAAAGCAUCAUGAGAAGUGAACUCUGAACCCAGAUCAUAGUGCCAAGGUCUGCCUGCCUUUUCCUGGAUGGAAUUCUCUGUGGGUCUGAGGUCCCUUUCAGUGACAGCCAGACUACCUUUUGACUCUCCAGCAAGGAAGAAAACAUUUAGUCAUUUCCAUGGAGAAGAAAUUAAUUCAGUACUGUGUUUCUACUUUAGACUUUUUUUUUUUUUUUACUAUAACCAAUAUUAACAAAAAAGGGCAAUAGGGAAUUACCAUCCAAGAGGUAAUUUUUAAGGUCUUGAAGGCCUCCCUUUUUUGCUGCAGGGGGAAGUCACCUAGCAUUAUAGAUAACAGAUGGGGAAUAUCCCUGACCAUGGCAGACAUCACCAAUCAAUUGCAGCAUGUGCGUAGUGGUAGAAUUCAACAUAGUAUCCCAUGCAGACAUUAUUAAUUGAUUCUGUGCUCAUGAUGGAACCUCUUGGCUGGCCUGGUGUGUUAGGAGACAGGAUCACAGCAGAGCCAUUAGAUGUUGCUGUAUAGAAGAGCAUGCUUAUCUCUGGACGCCAUUGCCUUCUAGUCCCUCCUGUCCACCUUUGAAGAAGUUCUUGGAGUGCACUGUUCAGAGGCAGUGCAAGGAGACCAAGUCAUACAUUCCCAGCAGUCCCUGAUGCUCUGCCCCACCAUGGCUGGUUCUUGGUUCUAGAGGAGCUGAGAUCUGGGAUGAGGAUGCUGCUACUUGGCUAUUUCUUCACCUCUCAUAGAAUCCAGAGAAAUGAUGAAGCUGUGUUCAGCAGAGGUUGUUUUUUUUUUGUUUUGUUUUUUUUUUCUUGGUGCCAUGAGAUGGCUCUCAGAAGCCCUGUUGAUGGGCCAGGGGCAGAUCCUUCAUCUGUCAGAACCGGUAGAAUGUCUACAUCCCAAAGCGAUUGUGAGCUAAGAAGAUGGCCACCAAAGGCCUGUCCUCAGCCAUUUCUACUCCUGGGCUAGCCUCGUCAGAAGACAUCCCUGGACACGGGCCGAGUGCAGGAGCCACAGGCUUGGCUCCUGACCUGAACCGACACCUCAGGCUCUCUGGAAGAGUCUGCUGGAAAUCCAAGGUCUUACUCAACAACUGCCAGACAGAUGGGUGUGGGCGGGGGUGGCCAGGACAGGUGCCUUAUACUUUGCUCUAGCACAUUCCAAGGCGUUUCAGGGCUCCAGCACCUGGAAUCCCGUAUGUCAAAGCCAGUAUUAAAUCAAGUUUAUGCAUUUCUCAGAA